ACGAGCAGCACACGGUUUCAAACUUUUCCAUGUCUGUCACUGAAGCCCUGAAAAUCCCUGAUGAAGAUACUUAACUACAUUUUAUCCAGCGGUUGAUGGUUCAGAAGUCUGACAGUAGAAAAGCGCUGCUAUGGGGCCAUUUGGAAUAGGAGGUUCUGGGAGGUCGAUAAUGACCAUUGGAUAUUUUUAUAUCCAUUUUUGUAUUUGUGAAAAAAGGUUUCAGAAUAUUCAUUUCAUGUUAUUGAAAUGGAGGGUGAAUUUAUAUAUGAUUGCAGUGACCUGAUAAAUUACUUGACAAAUGCAGAGAGCACACACUCACUUAUCUGCUGGUAUUGCAUAUAUACAAUAUUCCAUAUUAUACUGGAAAUCUAAUUGAAUAUGGCAAGUGAAUGUCUCCUUACCUUCAUAAUAUAAUCGAUAUAUACCUGUAUCCAUGCCGUAGUGCCGUUCACUACAAUAAAUUAAUGUGAUUGUAAAGUUUAAUUAUUGAACGUUUAGUUGUUAAAAUAUCCACAUUCGUGUGUUUUGAAGUGCAGAGACCAGCUAUUGAUCCGACUGCACAAAGGCGAAGAACCUGGAAGACUAUGGAUACGGAGGCGCUUGAAAUGUCAUAGUCAAUAACGCACAAAAACCUUUCCCGAGUUAUUUCUGUUGGAACCGGUAUCGAGCGCGGGUAUGUAGCUAGCUCGGAACUUAAUCACCCUUGGAUUUAGGGUAGGAUUUCCGUGGGAUUUUAACUAAGUGUAGGAUAUAUAACCCUAACGUUUUCCAAUUGUUUUAAAAAUAAAUGUUUAGUUAACAAAUGCUUGAAUAAGAUAUUCCAUUCUCAAAGUGACAUUUGUGAGAAUUUGCGAUGCCCUCCGUUUUAACAUUUAUGGCCUGCAUCGGCCCCCUUAUGUUACACAGCUGGAGGAUGUAGUUUUUCUCCAGUCUUUACACAAUACUUGUGUUGAAUGCUUUAACGUUAAAGAACUACAAUGGAUCUUGGCGCUUAACAGUGACGUACUUUCGUGUUUUGAGGACUGGAAAGACUUCAGCAUCAGGAUAUUUUUUAAGUUUUGUUUGUGAUUGUUUUUGCCUAUGUUUUUUUGUAUUGACGCGGUAAUAUAGUUAGCUAGAUACUAUGCCAGUCCAAAUGAAGACUCGAUGUAAGUUAUCUUGCUAAACCAGCUAGCUUUAGCGUGUAGCUAGGCUAGCUCUUUCUAUUUAUCCUAGUCUGAUAGCUAGCUAGCCUACCUGCUGCUGUUGCUACAACAUGGUCUUGUGUACAUCGGUGACAGAUAUCCUAUACUACCACCUUUUUAGCUAUCGUUCAAACUGAAGUGCAUGUCCCUUUCAUCCCGCAGUCGACACAUGUUUCUCCGGCGCUUGACUUCGUUCGUUUACAACUGGUCCCCUCCAUCCCCGGCCCUCUACGACCGCUGGAGGACCUUGCACUUCACCCGGACUCUAUGUUUGCCGGGUGGGCCUCCCAGGCCAGUACCCUUGAACCUCAGUCAUCACCUCUUCGGUGCUUUUCGACUUCUAGACCCUCACAGCUGGACAUGUAACCCAGAGCAGGGGUUAACGUUUCUCACAGUGCCUCAGAGGUCCCUCCACCUCUCUAGCGCACUGAUGGAAGGGUCGAACAAGGAGGAACCGCCGCACAAGCCGCCCCCCCACAAGCGGAGGAGGAGUACGGAGGACCAUGGUUCCAGGGACAGUUCCGAGCCACGCCUCCCCAAAACAGAGAAACCGCAACACACGCACAGCUCCACGACCAGUCCCAACUACUGGUUUAAGAAUGGGGCAAACAGAGAACCACAUCCACAAAAUACCAGCGCCAGCCCACAGAUGCCAACAAAAUUGACAGCACCUUUAUACAGGGGUUGGGAGGAGUUUAGCUCCUUCUACGAACCCCAGCAAUCUCCCAACCAACAGAGGUGUGAGUUCUCUGUGCUCACCUAUAACAUCUUGUCCCAGGAUCUUCUCCACGACAACGCCUACCUGUACCACCAUUGCACAGACUCAGUCCUGAGCUGGGCCUUCCGCUUGCCCAACUUGCUCCGAGAACUGCAGCUCUACGACGCUGAUAUCCUGUGUCUCCAGGAGGUGCAACACAACCACUACGAGGAGCAGAUCAGACCUGCUCUGCAGGCCCGGGGUUACUGGUGUGAGUACAAGCGUCGGACGGGCGGCAAGCCAGACGGUUGCGCCGUGGCCUUCAAGAGAGACCGCUUCUCUCUCCUCUCCCGUCACGCUGUGGAGUACCUCCGACCCGGGGUCUCUCUCCUGGACCGAGACAACGUGGGCCUGAUCCUGUUACUGCGGCCGGAAGGUGGCACCGACCAAUCACAGCCCUCCUCAUGCCUGUGCGUGGCCAAUACCCACCUGCUGUACAACCCCCGCCGUGGCGACAUCAAGCUGGCCCAAACCGCCCUGCUAUUGGCUGAGAUCGGACGCCUCGCCCACCUGCCUGAUGGUACGCCUUGUCCAGUGGUGCUCUGUGGAGAUUUGAAUUCGGUCCCCUGGUCUCCUCUCUACUCCUUCCUCAGACAGGGCUGUCUGGAGUACGAAGGCUUACCGACAUCCUGGGUGUCAGGACAGGAGGAGAACCCCAGGGGCCAGCGGGUCCUCUCUGCCCCCAUCUGGCCCCCCAGCCUGGGGAUCAACCAGCAGUGCCAGUACCAGACACAGUCCAGUCCAGAUCCAGCAGCAGUGGGGAAGCCUCCCGCCCCAGCCUCUCCCCCUCCAGCCUCUCCCCCCAGCAUCGAGCACUCCCUCCUCCUGUCCUCGGCGUACUCCCACCUGGUGCGUGAUGGGAGGCCCGAGAUCACCACCAGCCACUCACGCACCUCCAUCACUGUGGACUACAUCCUGUACACCCCCGGAGCAGGAGACGUGGCCGCGCACACAGAACACAGUAAGGCAGCUCCACUUCCUGAUGGGCGGGGCCUGCAUCUCCUAGGUCGACUGGGAUUGGUCGGACAAUCCGAAUUGAUGAAGGUCAAAGGGCUGCCCAAUGAGCAUCACUCGUCGGACCACCUACCCCUCCUUGCCCGCUUUUGCCUCUGUCCCUGAACCAGAACUUUCUGCCAGCACUUGCGCGCACAGACACAUCAAGGAGAAGACACAUGUAGAUACACACAAUCAUAAGGAAAGAGGCAACAAUCCUCCACCUAAUCAACUGACCGUGUCAUAUCAUUCUGUUCUCAUUUAAACAAGUGAGACUUUGGGAGGACUGGAACAGAGUCUUCUCUCAGCUGUGGCUCUGGUCUCUCAGUAGACAAUGAACACCUGAAAUGUUUACAUUUACUCUGUAAUUGUAUUUGAUUUUUUAGCGGCUGAUAUUGUGCUUUAAUGUAUAGUAUGAAUGUCAAAAAGGGACAAAACGUUUUGUUUUUUUAGAUGGUAAAUAUUUUUAUUUUUAUGCAGAACGAUGCAUUCAUAUCUGAGUGGAAGUUACUGCUGAGAUGUUGAUAUAAAUAAAGACGAUGAUUUUAUUUCGA
Molecule: messenger RNA, 3488 nt
Organism: Hypomesus transpacificus
Lineage: Eukaryota; Metazoa; Chordata; Actinopteri; Osmeriformes; Osmeridae
Gene: angel2
Product: angel homolog 2 (Drosophila)
Exons: 7
Coding region: 1327-3060 (577 amino acids)
Biological process (GO): 3'-UTR-mediated mRNA stabilization
Molecular function (GO): mRNA 3'-UTR binding; 3'-5'-RNA exonuclease activity
Source: RefSeq, a predicted model, not a curated record